Rhagoletis zephyria (snowberry fruit fly) is the source of this 1881-nucleotide messenger RNA. NCBI's taxonomy places the organism in Eukaryota, Metazoa, Arthropoda, Insecta, Diptera, Tephritidae. The record is from RefSeq and is a predicted model, not a curated record.
AUGGAAAAGUUUUUUCGUGGCAAAAAGCGGAAAAUCAAUGAUGAGGAGGAAGAAGGAGCUACUAAAAGUGGUCAACACGACGACGACUUUUCAGCCCACUUCAACGCCAACUUUGAAGCCGCCGACAUUGAGUUGCUAAAGGACUCGGAGCGGUGCAACCGAACGCUAAACUGGCCAGCACUGGGUACCUUCGUGGAGAGCAAAGUGGUGGAGGGGCACUUUUCGAAGCAGAGCACAGCACCCCUAGAGAAGCCCUUCACCAUCGUCGAUCAGCUGCAGUUAAAGUCCAUGCUGGUGGAGAACAUCGGCAAGACGAUGCUAUCGGUGGGCGAACAGCAGCCAGCACUGAGUGCCUUUCAAACGGAGCUGCUGGGGCUGAUGUCCUCUUAUCGGGAUAUCUUUUACGCGGAACGGAACGACAGCAAUGGCGAGCAGAUCCGCGUCGCCUACUGCCUCCACGCGCUGAAUCACAUACUCAAGACGAGGUCGCGCAUUCUCGCCCACAACUCAAAGAUCAACCAGGGCGCUGCUGCUACUGCUGAUGGUGGUGGUGGUGGUGGUGCCCUUUUGAAGAGCGGUGACGCCUACCGAGACCAGGGCCUGACGCGGGCGAAGGUGCUCAUUGUGGCGCCCUUUCGGCAGUCCGCCUACCAGACGGUGAACACGAUGAUCAGCCUGCUCUUCGCCGACGUGAAGGACACCGGCAGUCGGCGCAUCAACAUCAUGAACUACAAGCGCUUCAAGAAGGAGUUUGGCCCGCAGGAGGACGAGCCGCCGGUGGGGGCGAAGAAGCCGGACGACUACAAGCGCCUCUUUGCGGGCAACAUCGACGACUCCUUUCGCAUUGGCCUCUCGCUGACGAAGCGCUCGCUGAAGCUGUACACGGACUUUUACUCCUCGGACAUUAUCAUCGGCUCGCCGCUCGGCCUGCGUCUGGCGGUGGGCGCCCAGGGCGAGGCCGAGUACGACCACGACUUUCUCUCCUCAAUCGAGGUGGUGGUCCUCGACCAGGCGGACGUCUUUCUCAUGCAGAACUGGGAGCACCUGCUGCACAUCAUGGCGCAUCUGCACCGCCGUCCAAGGGCGGACCACGGCGUCGACUACAGUCGCGUGAAGCUGUGGGUGCUGGAGCUGUGGGCGAAGUACUACUGUCAGCUGGUGCUCUUCAGCGGCACCGCCUCCAGCUCGCUGGUGAACGCCUUCUUCCACCAGCACAGCGCCAACUGGGCCGGCAAGGUGGUGGGGCGGGCGGAGGUGGGCCCGGCGAGGGCGGCCAUCAACCACGUCUUCAUUCAGUGUCCGCAGAUCUUCCAGCGGGUGCCGCUGCCAGACGGGUGCACGCUCGCCGACAGCGCCGACGCCCGCUUUGACUUUUUCGUCAACAGCAUUCUGCCCAAGUUCAGGGACAGUCUGAAGGUGCGCACGAUGAUCUACGUGCCGUCGUACUUUGACUUUGUCCGCCUGCGCAACUACUUUCGCCGCGAGGACGUCAGCUUCAAUCAGAUCUGCGAGUACACAAAGGCGGGCAAGGUGGCCCGCGCCCGGCACAUGUUCUACACCGGCGGACGACACUUUCUGCUCUUCACCGAGCGGUACCACUUCUUCAACCGGCACACCAUCAAGGGCAUUCGCCAGCUGAUCUUCUACGAGCCGCCCACCUACCCGCACUUUUACUCGGAACUGGUCAACAGCAUGCACCUCUCCAAUCAGGGCAAGAAGCUGCCCACCGACUAUGGCGCCAUGUCCGCCACGGUGCUCUUCACCCGAUUUGACGCCCAUUCGCUGGUCAGCCUGGUCGGCAGUCGGACGGCCGCCAGUCUGCUGUCGCAGUCCGCCGCCUCCACUGAUGUGCACAUGUUUCUCACUGACAAUGUGGGCUAG